AUGAGUGAGACUAAACCAUCGGGCUCUUCGAAGAAGAAAAUCAAAGAAUUAAAAGACUUCUUUUUUAAUGUAAGCUUAUUGGUGUUUUUUGUUUGUUUCUAGGCGUGUAAAAUAUACAAUUGUUUAUGGAAUUUAAUUUGUAAUGAGAUUUUGGCCGUUAUGCGGUUGUAUUGUACGUUUAAAUUAGUGUAAUUUGUAUUUUUGGGGCAUAAACGGGGUUUUUAAAAGUAAUAUUGAAGUAGUAAUGAUUCAAAGUAUGUGUUAAAGAAUUUUCCUUUAAAUAUUACCUAAUUUUUUUUUGUAAAUUUUGUAGAAGAAACAGAAAACCAAGCCGGACAAAGAUAUGUCACAAGCUCCGGUGGCCACUUGUUCAGAACCUUCAGUAUCGUACGACGCUGAUCACAGUGAAGAUGACGAAAGUUUGUCUUCUUCAUCUUCUGAAUCAUCUGAGGCUCUAGAAAUGGAUGAAGAUGCCGCAAAAUUAAUGAAGAUGUUGAAUAUUAGUGCAAAAAGCUUGGCAGAAGAAGACGGUGUAAUUGAAGAGGAAAGUGAAGCUGAAGGGGAAGAAAAGGCUGAGAAGGAGCAGAAGAAGUCGAAGAAGGCCAAAAGUAGACGGAGUAAUGAUUUGGAGAAAUUGAAGGUAAAUUUUGCCAUUUUAAUUUUUUUAAUUUUAGGUAACUCUUAAAGGUUUUAACAGUUUGGGAGUUUCUUUAUUUGUUUGAGUUGUGAAUAUUAGUUAUGAAAGAACAUAUAAAUGUUUGAAAUACUUUUUUAUUUCAGGCUCAAGUAGAGGCUCUGAUUCAACAAUCAGAAGCUCAGAAACGUUCGAAGAAGGAGAAGAAAAAGAAUUCGAGCUCUAAAAGGGAAAAAAAGCUUUUGAGUAUUACUGAAGCUCCUCAGAAGUCUACAAUCAUAACUGGUAAAGCUGUUGUUAGCAAUGAUGUCAGGAAUUUUAACAGUCUCAACGAUGAUCUUCAGAGGCCUAUCAUUACGACUGUUGUACAUACAAGAACACAUAAUGAGGACGAUGGUUUGAAGUGGCAUGUAGACAGACAUUCUCCACCCGGCAACGAGUUACUUUCGCAAUGGUACGAUGCGUUUAAACCAUUAGUACCACCUAUACAUUUGGCUAACUUUACGGACAUUGUGUGUCACCAGUUUGAUCAACCAGUCGAUUAUCUGAUUUCUUGGACAGAUAGGCAUACUUGCUGUGGAUUUGUUAGAAACGAAGUUGACGCUACAGAAAACGUGCCAUUGGUAAUGCGGUUUGGUGGAUUUUGGACUGAUAAAGCCGUCCACAGUAUGUAUAUCGGCUGCACUGUACGUGUAAGACGUUACGUAAAGAUGAAGGUGAAGGGAACCUCAGGGUAUUUAACACCUGGACGAAUAACUCCUCGCGGUUUGGAAUAUACAGCUUACUUGUUUGCUGGCAUACCGAUUUCGUCUGCUUUUGCUAUUGAAUGGGCUGUCGUGGACAAACCGAGGAUUGUGAGAACGUUGGGCACAUUGGUAAAAGACCUAACACAAGAAUCGAAAGGCACUUUGCUUGUGGGAGAUGUCAAAGAUUGUGAAUAUGGAGAUGUAUAUCCGGCUGCGAUGGAGAAAUGGCCAGUUCCGGAUAUUAAAAAGCUACCGCAGGUACCAGCACCAGUUAUACUAAACUAUGUUGAAGUAAGUUGUUGCUUUGUGAUUAUCUGAGGCUUUAGUAUUGUAAUGUUAUUGGAAAGGUUAACAAUAUUUAUGCAUUAUAACUGUUUUUUGUUGUUUUAUGUUGGUUUAUAGUAAAAUCUUGUAUUUUCAGAUAAAACAACCACACGUGUUGUUUAAAGGCCGCGAUAGGUCGUUGUUGAUGCCUAGUUACAUGGAGAAUGAUAUGCCAACUUCACCGGUUUCAGAAAAUAGCUACGUGUUUGCUUGGAUUGAUCUAAGUCUAACACCAUCGAGGACUUUCGAGGAAUAA
This is a messenger RNA of Bursaphelenchus okinawaensis, 1960 nucleotides long. NCBI's taxonomy places the organism in Eukaryota, Metazoa, Nematoda, Chromadorea, Rhabditida, Aphelenchoididae. The record is from the annotation of a GenBank genome assembly.